GAACGCACCGUUUUUCCCGUUCUCGAGGCGGGUGCCAGCUCUCUAAACGUUUCUAAACGCGCGCGGCGUCGCGAUAUAUUUACGCGAACGGGGAGACUUCGGUGGAUUCGGUGGCAACGGUCCAGCAGCCGUGUUACGGAAAUAGAUUUCGGCUGGUGGCGAUGCAACAGCUCUCCUUGUGGCCGGAGGCAGCCCAGUACCGUGGCGACCAGUUCCCGAGGAAAACCGGAGAAAUCGACUCCGCGAGGUCCCACAUGAAUAACCCGGGAGCUGAAAAAUGGCGUCCUAUGGCCAUCUCGAACCCAUCGACUCGGUUGCGCAUGGCAAGAUCCAUGCCCCACUGGGUGCUGGCGCAACAACAGAAGGAGAUGGAUCAAAAGCAGCAACGCCGACCACCGACCCCGCCCAAAGUCCCGCCACCGUCGCUCUCCGGAGACUGUGGUGACCCGGACUACGAGAUCAUCGAAUUUCCGACCCGACCGCAAGCGCAGAAAUCCUCUCAGACACCGGCCACCACGAGCCCGUACAAGUGCGCCCUGUGCGGGGCCGAGAACGUGUUCGCCCGUUGCGACACGUGCAACGGGAAUUACUGCGAGGCCUGCGACGACAUGAACCACAAACAUCCGAAAAGGAAGAGCCACGUGCGAAGAAGAAUUCUGAUUCCUGGCUCCGCCGCGAAAACACGGCCACCCUUGCCGCCCAAAGGGGACAAUUUCUCCAGUCCACCACCCGUACCGCCACCCAGGCGAAAUCGCAAGAACGCUCAGGCUAAAUCGACGCAAAACCAGGGAUCGACGAAUCUCUCCUUGAUCGAGAGAGUUGGCAGUUUGAAGCGGACACUUCCAAACACGACCAGGCCCCUGUCAGCCACGUUAGAUACGAAAACCGUGUCGAAAUCCAUGCAAUCUAUGAAUAUCACUACCGACGGAACAGGAUCGAGCACCGACAAAAUGUCCACUCUACAGGAGAGGUAUAGGAAAUACCAGGAGGCGAUGAGAGCGCAGGAUGCGAAUCGAAGGAGGCACACUUCUUCCGAUAUUUCGAGAGACACAAGGCCGUUGAGCGUUGCCAGCCCGAAACUCGCACCUCCCCCGAUACCACCACCUCCCCCGCCCAGAUCCAUGAUGCAAUCGGCCAGCGUUUGCGAUUUAUCCUCGCCUCACAUGUGGAAUCCUGGAAUGCAUCAGGCUCAAUCAAUGGCCCACCUCGGUCCCGGAGGCAUGCCAAUGAUGUGGUAUCCACCGAAUCCUCAAUGGGACAUGAGCAUGGGCGGUUCGACGAUGAGCCUCAACCAUCCACCUAUGUGGGCCUACCCCAUGGGAUAUCCUCCGUCCCAGAUGCUCCCGCCCCAUUAUCCGGCCACCCUGUCCAGGCCUCACAGCCCGGCAAGAAGCGUGAAAUCGAGCAGAAGAUCGAGAGCAGCCUCGCCAUCGCCUAGCCUGAAAUCUAGAAAGUCGUUGGCCUCCAGAUCGAGAUCGAGACGAUCCCAAGGCUCGCCAUCCGACGCGAGCUCCGAAGAUUCAGGAGAAUCGGAUUUCGAUGACAGGCUGUCAAAGAGCUCGAGAGGCACCAGGCGUGGAAGCGUGUCCAGGAGCGCGAGGCAAAGGAGUUAUCACGAGGACGAUAGCGCUAGGAACUUGUUGAACAGGAAUCGUCGCGAAAGGUUAAUGUCAGAGGAAAGAGUAGUUACCAGUACGGAGGAUCAAUGGUCCGAGAGUCAAUCGAUGAAACGGUAUCCCAUGUCGCCCAAGGGCUACGAUGAAUUCCAGAAAAACAGUUUGAAUUCGCGAAGACGAUACGAGCAAGAUGAUCGCAGGCUCUCCAGAGCGGAUUCGCGAUUGGAUCGCAACAUUCAGAAUGGCAGCUAUCGUCGAAAACGGAGCACCGACGACGACUCGUCGGAUAGAAGAUCCAGCUUGCAGACACGAUCCAGAAUGACCAGCUCCUCCGACGAUCAUUUCGAGAGAUCGGAAAUGCUUCCACGACGAAGGGACGACGAAGCGAGAAGAGCCUCCUCCGUGAGAAGGGACAUCGUGAAUUUGGACAAUCUCGAAAGAUCUUCUCGCAGGGAUUCUCGAAGAUCCUCCAUCGACAGCGAUGCACACGAGAUGACGAGAAGAAGAACACCUUCCAGAGACUCGUUUCCCGAGAAGAUCCAGGGGAUCGACGAUGCAAGGCCUGUCAGAGAUGUCGAAGGCGACGCACCACGCGCUGCGAGAAAUCUUCUUCCGAGUCGCGAGUCCUCGCAAGAUAGAAACGUGGCCACGAAGAGGGAACCUUCGUUGAGAAGGCAAACUUCGUCCGAGGAAAUGGAAAGAUCUUCUUUGAAACGAGCGUUGUCUCGUGAGAACGUAAAAAGGACCCCGUCUAGAGAGGGAGACCCCAGAAAAAUUCGUGAAAACGACGAGCUCGUGAGCAAGAAUCAGGAGGAGGCUCGAGAUGUUGGACGUUCCAACGUUGAAACGGAAGAACGAAGCGGGGAGGAUGGGGAGGAUCCAAAGAAGACGGGGAAUGAAGGAAUCAAACGUCUGGAAAGAACAGGAAGAUCGGCAGGAAAAGAAGAAAAGCGGGAACGAGCAACGACGAACGCGGAUCAGGAAAAUUCAUCGAAAGAUGGAAAUGAAAGAGGCACGACGAUGGAGAUUCCCAAAGAGGAAUGGGCUUGCGAGCAUUGCACUUUUAUAAACAAUAUAAAGGAUCGGGUCUGCGUGGUUUGUUGCAAAACUAGAAGCAGCGCGUUGCCACCUAGCACGGAAGAGAACAUGGAUCAUGUUCCAAGCGAUUUGAGCGAGAUUCCCAAAAACGAGUCGGCGACCGCGUCGAGCAACAUCAACGAUCCCAGUCCGGAUCUCGAGAAACGGACCAGCCUGUUAAAGAUUUCGAACAGCGAAGAGAGCGGGGACAGUGUCUCCACAAAGAGCAAAGAUAUCGCGAUGUUUGAAGAUUCGUCGAAAGUCACGGACAAACCGAUGGCUGAAUCUUCGUCGAAAAAUGAAUCGGCAUUGAUAACGAACGAUGCAUCGAUAACAAGCACGAAAAUAAACGAGGAGGAGCCAAUUAAACGACCCAUGCUCGGGAAAAUUCCAAAAAGCCAUUCGGUUUCCACCGGAACCUCCCCACCUCCUCAGAGCAUUUCCACUCAAACUUACGACUAUCUUCCAUCGAGAGGAAGUGGCGGCGGAUUCGUGAGAGCUGCAUCCGCUUCAAAGGGAUUAUUGUAUUACGAGGACAGCGAUGGAGAGGAUGCUGAGCGUUUGUUUCAGGAACAAAACGGGUUCGCGAACAGUCCAGAUUUGUAUCCACGAACGAUCCAGGAUCAAUAUCUUCAGUUGAUCGGGCCCAGCAGGGAUCGUACGCGAAGAAAUUCCAUCGACUCCACCCACCUUUAUUACCGUUCCAGGGAAUCGAGCCAACCCAGAUUCCUCGAAGGACCUGGACCGAGUUCACAAGGCGUUUCAACGUUGACCAGACAAGGCUUGGAGAUCGUAGAGAUUUUAAGGGAGGCUGAGAAACAUGGUUACUCCACGGACGACGUCCAGGUGGCUUUGUCUCAGGGGGCGAGCAAUCCCAUCGACUGGUUGAAGACCCAGUGGCCCCACUUGGUGGAAACCGUGCAAGUUCUGGUUACCACUCAAGGAAGGGAGAUGAAAGAGAAUAAUAUCGGGAUGCUUUCCGGCGUGGAGGCGAAAGAGGCGUUGAGAGUCACGAAAGGGGAUGUUUGGAAGGCUGUCGCGAUGGCCGCUCAACGUAGACAGCUAAAAUGCGAGGAAAUUAUGAAGAAAGGGAAUUUCACGAUGAUGGAAGUGGUGAAAGCGUUGGAAAAUAACGCCGGUGCCGAGGAUGCGGCUUUGUUCGAGCUGCAGAAAAAUCAGCUCAAGCCGUUCUUGAUGAGGAUCUGGGGUCCUCCGGUUGGGGUGGAAAACGACGAGGCUGCACCGCGGGAAGAUGCGGUCGGUGGUGAGACGAGCGGUUCCGAACAGAUUACCCACGUGGGUACGGACACGGAAGCGAGGAAGCAGGUAAUGUCACCAAUCGUAGAAAAUUUCGUCGCGUUGCAGGCCGACUUUCAAAAGCAACUGGCAGCCCUCAGACAGCUAACCGAUAACUGGCAACACGAAACACACCCCCUGAACACGCUCGGUAAUAAGCCUGAUAAUCUGUAUCAAGUUAACAAUGACGAUCGAACAGUUCUAAUCGAUAAAAAUCUGGUCCCAAGGGCCGCACAAGAUGUAGCAAACACAGUUAAAACAGUGGAGAGCGAGGGAUCAAAGAAACGAGCCAAUGAGGACGAAACUAGAUUAACAAUUCGAAAUACCGACACACCGAUCGAGAAACACGAUCAAAAUAAUAAUUCCACGAUACGAAAUUUGAUUGGAGAAAAAGAACGAGUCGAGAAAUUGGAGGAUGAGAAUGAAAUCAACGAUAAGACGGUUAAAGAUGAAAUUUCGAUCCGAGAUAUCCAUCAAACCGAGACAAUGAUGAUUAAAAAUAUCAUUUCGCCUAUCGUAACCGAAGAAGACCACGAUAAAAGGAUUGAUCCGACGACGACGAGUUUAAUUCGAAAAGAAGUAACCGAUCCGACGGAAAAUUCCUCGCAGAACGAUCGAAGCGAAGAAAAAGAGAUUUCGAUCAUCGAUAGAGACACAAAGGGAGAAAAAUCUACGGAGAAUAAGAAGGAAGAAAGUGUUUGGUCCCCUGGUAUCGAGAAAGAAUCAUCUUGUACAGCGGUGGACGAAACGAACGAUGUAACCAGAUCGAAAGAGAAUGUAAAGCAAACGGUAGAGAUGAGUUCGAAAGUAGCCCAAGAGAAGGUCGAAGAAGCUAUUGAUUCUCGCAUUAAAGAAAGCGAGACGACCCCCCGAAACAGCUCCGAUCCCGGGCAAAGCGGCGUAGAAACAGAUAAAGCUUCCUCGUCGUUCUCGAAGAAGAACGAGCCGCCGCCAUCCCGGAAGGCUUCUUCCGAUCUUCAUCAAAGCCCGUUACAAGUAGAUAAAGAUUCCUCUUUGGUAGAAAGAAGUAUCCCUUUGACGUCCAACGUAACGGACCACGAGGAGAGUGUAUCUGAGAUGUUGGAAGAAUCUACUCGAGAUCAACCGCAAACCGAUGGAAUCGAGCGGCCCGAUUUAAUAAACGAAACCACGAUGCAACAACAAGACGAUUUCUCUCGAAGGGCAACGCCGAUAUCCGUGGAACUAAUUAAUUCCGCUGUUGAAAAUUCCUCCGAAGAGAGAAACGAGAGGAUUUUUCAAGGGAAUAUCGAGAGCAAAGAAACGAACGAAUCGAAUAAAUUGAAGCGCGAAGAGAAGGAUACGAAGAGGGCAGAAUCGAGGAAUGCGAUCGAGGAAUCUCGAUCGACAAUAAUUACGGCUGAAAAUGGUUUCGAAAUGGAUCAAAGUUUCGAGGCCGUGUUGCCGCGGAAAGAAGAGACGCAGGUAGAGGCGUUGUUGUCCGCGAUGAAAUCGUUGCCGGAGCAAUUACUGGGUCCUUUCAUAUCGGCGAUGCAGAUGUUGUCGUCGAAGAAAUCGGGCGUGGACGCCGAUAUUCUCGAUUCUGGCCGCGGAAAGAACCGGAACGCUUCGCCUCUUCGAACUUGCAUUGAUAGUGGAUCGAUGGAAGAUAAAAGCGUACCUCGAAGCGUCGAAAAUUCGGGGAAACUCGUAGCGGAAGUGGGGGGAACAACGGCGGCCGACAUCGAAAAACUGCAAGAAAUCGAAACGGUACGUAGAAACGAGAGAAACGAUAACAACGUCAAAUUCAUUAACGUAGAAGGGGGGGAAAUGGAGGGAGAAUUUAACAGGAAUCGGGUCCAAGAGGAAGAGGAGAAAUUGUUGCAGAACGAAGGGGAAACGGAAACAUCGAUGGAACACGUAAGUUCCCCGGAAAUUGCUAUUGACGAUACUAACACAAGUGAAAAAGCAUCUAAUUCUGAACAUUCUCGGCGCUCAAUGAACGAAGUUUCGAUCAUCGAUUCGAGGGCAUCGUCAUUAAAUAUCGAGAAUUCAUCUCAUAAAGAUCAUCUCGAAGCGAAUUCUGAAAUUCACGCGCGGAACGAUCCAUCGAUUGAGCGAUCGAAGGAUAACUCUUCCUCGAACGACGCGAAAGAUUCUAAGUUUAACGAUGCAUCUUCGAAAAACGAAUCACUCACCGCUGAUGGUCCGAUAAGACUAAACGAGGCCAUUGGCGCAGAAUCAUUAUCGAGCGAGACGUCAUCCUCGUUCGUACGUGACUCGGGGACGUCUGUCAGUGAAUCAUCCGACAUGCAAAUGCGCUCGACGGCUAUUGGGGCUCGAGCUGGCGAUGAUAACCGUGUGAAAUUAAUUGAUGCCAGUUUGGUGGUUGACAAUCGACCCUUUGCGGAGAGUGCGGUCAUUUUGGAGCGCAAAUCGCUUGAUAAUAAUCAGACUAAUUCGACUCAGACGGAUGUGCCUCCUGAGGUUUGCCUUACCCUUGAAGAAAGUCCCAAUUUAGCAGACAGAGAAUUUAAUAGAGUCUCUGUUGGCCCAGCUUUGAAAAAUUCUGGAAUCGAUCCGCAGAAAAUUUCUGAGGAGCCCGAUAAUUUAAUUAAAAAUGUUUCUCGAGAUUGUGGAAAUAUCAGACACGAGAUCUUGAAAGAGGUCGCUCGAAAAGAGAUAGCCGAAGAAGGACCUAGAUCUGCUAGUCCAGAUUCUUCAAAAGGUCUUGAAAUAGCUCAGGAAAUUUCUGUGGAUUCUAAGAUCGUUGUAACUCCUAUAGAUUCCAAAGUUGAUGGAAUCUCUCUGGAUACCGAAUCCUCUGUUCCCAAUAUCUCAAUGCAUUCUAAUAUUAUUACGCGGGAAAAAUCAGAAAAUUUGGAAAUUUCUAUUCAACGAGUUCCCGAGAAUUCAAAGAAUACGUCUAAUAUUCCUUUAGAUUCUAAAACUACAAUCUCUGAAAUUAUUUCCACUAAAAUAUCCGCAGAUUCUAAAAUUGUGGUCGAAGAAAUUUCGAGAACCCUUCCUUCAGAUUCUGAUAUUCCCAAAGAUUCAAAAAUUACGAUCUCUGAAACUUCGAGAGAUUCUAUUCCAAACGAGAUAUUUGAAGAUUCCAAAAUUUAUUCUAAAGAUUCUUCAGACUCAAAGUUAGCUAUUCUUGAAAAGAAUUCUGAUACUUUUAAAAAUGUUGAAGCAAUUCCCGAAACUUCUAAAUCUGAUUCUUCUAAAUCUGUCCCAAAUGAAAUAUCCGAAGAUUUAAAAAUUUAUACUCGAGAAGAUUCUUCAGAUUUAAAAUCAAUGAUCGUUGAAAAAACUCCUGACACAAAUAUCACAGAUUCUAAAAUUUCAAACGAUUCUAAAUCUUCUCUAUCAAACGAAGAAUCUAAAGAUUCCAAAAUUAUUAUUCAAGAAGUUUCAAAAGAUUCUCAAAUUCCUAUUCAUAACUCUUCUUCGGAUUUAAAUAUGAUCCCCGAAGAAAAUUCGAAAACUACUUCACCUGAUGCUUUCAAGGAAUCUGACAACGGUCAGAAACCAUCCCAACAGUCCAAAACUCCAGAGAUCCUUAACAAACCCACAACGAUCGUCCACGAAACUUCUGAAGACGCAUUGCAUGUAUCCGAAAAAGUGGAACAGCCUAUCUCCGUCGCAUGCCACGUUCCCCACGACAAAAUCGAUAUCUCACCGCUAACCUCUGCAAGUAAGUCUGCCGAUUCUAAAAAGGAAACUUCCAAGCAAAUUAACAUUCGAUCGAAAUCAGAAUCAGAAGAUAACGCUGCAUCUACGAAAGUAAACGAUAUAAAAAAAGAUACUUCUCUUCUCCUUCUUGUAGAAACGAAAACUGACACAGAAAUCCAGGAUAAUUCGAAUAAAUCAAUAAAAAAGAUCGAUUCGGAGAUAGGGAAAAACGUAGGAGAGAUUCCAUCCGUGCUCUCCGGCAUCGUCGACGCGAGUAAACCUUUCGAAGCACUCGCCAAUACCGAAUCGACGAUUGUAAAUAUUUCGAGUGACCCUUCCAUUUCCGGCUCCUCGUCGAGCUCGCGUACUUUGAACGGAUCGCCCGUUAACGAGCCAAAUUCCACGGAUACUAACGAUAUAGCGAACCGCUUCGUCGCUUCUGAUAACGUUCCCGAUACGUCGCAUAAAAACGCGUCAAACUCGAUCGAAGGAAGUAUCGAGUCGAAUCCGAACGAAACUUAUUUCGCCGAUAACGUGCCUGGAACCCUUAACGAAUCCUCCCUCGACGAUGAUAAAAGUAUAGAAAAAGAUUCGAACAAUAACGCGUCCCAUUUAUAUCCUCCAACUUCGAACGAAAUUGGUGGAAAUGGGAUCGAAGUGAAACGGAAGGAAAAUCCUGAAAUAUACGUUGUUGUCUCGGAUACUUGUACGAUGUACGAAGAUUCGCCGGUAAAUAUAUCGGAAUCCUCGAGCCAAAGAAUUGUCGCGUGUUCGAACGUAAAUAGUAUUAAUGACGCGCAUCCAGGAACAGCCGACGUUAUAGAGAUCAAAAUAACCGAAUGCCCUAUGAUAGCGGUGAACGAUUGUGCGCCGAUAAAAGUCGUGGAAAGUCGAUCGGAGGGGAAUCCGAUCGAGGGGACGAGGAAAUUGCGAACGGAGAGCGAGAUCGCGAGGAUUUUUUCGGGAGAAAGCGCGGUGGGCGUCGAAAAUAAUGAAACGGAUGCAAAUGAAGUUGAUAAAGCGGUUGGAUCGAGAGGUACGGUGAAGGAGAGAUCCAAAUCCCCUGCGAAAAAGAUGGGCAGAAGGAGGUCUCCGGUGAAAGUGGUGAAAAAACCUACCGGCAUACCGAGAAGAAAUUUUGGAAAAGUCAGCCCGAAAGGCGCGACGAUGGCAAAGGCGAAGGAAACCGCGGCUGAAAUAACUCGGAGAUCGGCAUUGCCGAAUUGUCAAAAAUUGUCGAGGAAAAGCCCCCCGAAAACUAGUACCAUUAGAAUAGCGAAAAAUAUUUCUUCGAGCGAUGUAACGAGCAAAACGAGAUCAUUGCCUGGACAAAAGCAAAUUUUAAAGAAUCUUAAACCUCCGACGGAGAAGGUGAUAAAGGAAAAGAGAUCGACAAUUUUGAAUACUUUAUCGAAAGGUUGCGAACAAAUUAAGAGAUCGAUCGUGCCCGCGCAAUUAGAUACUGAUAGAAGUAACGAAAUAACGGAUGAGAUAAAUUUAAAAGGGAAGAACACGUUGAAAUCUUCCUUCCUCUCGAGGAUCCCCGUGUUCACGGCAAGACGUCGAGUUUCGCGACAGACUCCUGAAACUUCGUGGCAAUCUUCGAGAACGGUAUCCGGUGACGGGUUAACUAGAGCUUCGACGAAACCAUCGAUUACCCAACAAGCAUCGAGAAAAAGUAGUUCAGCUGGAAAUGGUUCGAGGAUUGGAGGCGGACAAAAAAUGGAUUCCGAUAAAGUCGAGGGAAAUUUAAAUGGCGGGAAGAUGGUGGCCGUAAAAACUGAAGCAGCUCGGACGAGAACUUCCGGGGAUGAGAAAGGAACGGGAGAAAAAACGAAAGCCACGAUGGUAUCGGAGAAAAAUGACAAGGAGGUGGUCGUGAUCGAGUCUACUAAGGGAGAUCCUAUGGUAUCCGAGGAAGUGGAUUUAAAUGAUACGACUUCGAGCGAAGAAUACGAGCUGGAAGAAGUUUCAGAUAACGAAACUUCCGCCUCCGACUUGGAGAGCAUCACUGAAUCGGAAUGUAUAUCGGAAAAAGAGCAGUCGGAUCGUACUUUGGACAGUACGGAGGAGUUGACCGAUGCCGAAAUUAUGCUACGAGAAACGAUUAACGCGAUAAAAGCGAAAAUAUCCGAUUCCGAAUUUGAGAAUUCUGAAAAUGAGUGUAUCACUGAUAACGAAAGCAAAGAGGAUUCUAACGAAGAUCACGUGAGAGAUUCUUCCUCCUCCGAAGAAGAGGAGGAACAAUUGGGGAAAGAUAAAAAAAUUGAUAAUGAAAAUUCGGAUAAUGCAUCGUCCGAAGAAGAUGAUACUUUGAGAGAUGAUACGAACGUUGAUCCGAAGAAUCAACAAUUGCAAAGAGCAAAUAAAUUACUCGAUAAUGCCAAAAAUAUAUCUAAAAGAAAUAUUAUUUCUAAAACUUGUUCCGCUAAAAAAUCUGCUGUAUUUAUAAAAAAUGACACGAAUAUCGUCAAGGAUAAAUCUGUUAAAUUAAGUGAAAAACAACUUGAAAUAAACAAGUCUGGUAAAAACGAGCAAAACAAGACAGAUCUUAAGACAGAAAUCGUAAAAGUGAGACGGUCGAACGAUAAACGCACGAAAGUGAAUCGUAAAGCGAGCACAGGCUGUGACAGAGAGGUGGAUCAGGGUGGAACGUUAAAGAAACGAUUCUCUUUGGUGGCCAGUUGUAUCCGUCGAUUCGAGGGCGAAGAGAAAACGGAACGAGAAUAUGUGGAAAGUAGGAGCGGCAACGCGAAGACAGGCGGAUCUCCCAAAACGGAGAGGGAGAGAAUUGCUCGUCGUCUCUUAGCGGAAGGUAAAGCGUCGAAUUACGACGAAGCGGAAGUAGCCGCCAGUUUGCUGGCUCUGAAGUUCGGAGACAUUGAGGCUCUCCAAGCGGCCAAAGAGUGUUCCAGCAUAGAAUCAGCAUUAGCAUUUUUACAACAAGAAUGUGAACUUUGCACGGGUCGUUUUGCAAUGAGUCAGAUAGUGUCCAUGUUAAAAUGCAUUCAUCGUUGUUGCAACGAGUGUGCAAAGAAUUACUUCACCAUCCAGAUCAGUGACAGAAACAUAACGGAUGCAGUUUGUCCAUUCUGUAAGGAACCAAAUCUUAAAGAUGCGAAUGAAGACGAGGUUCUCGAAUAUUUCAGUAACCUGGACAUACAGUUGAAGACACUUCUAGAUCCUCCGAUUCACGAACUUUUUCAAAGAAAGCUGAGAGAUAGAACAUUAAUGCAAGAUCCGAAUUUUAAGUGGUGCAUUCAGUGUUCAAGCGGAUUUUAUGCAGAUCCAGAUCAAAAGAGAUUAAUAUGCCCCGACUGUCGAUCAGUCACGUGUGCCCAAUGUCGAAGGCCAUGGGAGAAACAGCACGAAGGAAUUACGUGCGAGCAAUUUGCUGCUUGGAAAGACGAGAAUGACCCGGAUAAUCAAGCCGCUGGCUUAGCCAAGCACCUCGCGGAUAAUGGGAUAGAUUGUCCUAAAUGCAAAUUUCGUUACUCCUUGUCUAGAGGAGGUUGUAUGCAUUUCACGUGCAGUCAAUGCAAGUACGAGUUUUGCUGCGGUUGUGGCAAGGCGUUCAUGAUGGGAGCAAAAUGCUCGGUAAGCCCGUAUUGCGCAAAGCUGGGACUUCACGCUCAUCAUCCACGGAACUGUCUGUUCUAUCUUCGCGAUAAGGAGCCCGGGCAGUUACAACAGCUGUUACGAGAUAAUGGAAUCGAGUACGACACAGAGGGUCCAGCUGGCGAGCGCAAGUGCAAAGUGCAAUUGCAAAAAGAAACUCCUACUGGUGUUGUAGACGCGGUAUGCAAUUCAGAUGUUGUCGAGGGACACGCUGGUUUGUGCAGGAACCACUAUAUCGAAUACCUAGUUCGAAAGAUCCGGAUGAUUCAACUGGAACCGCUUCCGUUACUAAACAUAGAUGAUCUCGAGACAUGCGUGAAACGUGCGGGGAUCAAGUUACCCCCGAAUUGGCAGCACUACAUAGAGUACUUGGCGGGUCUGGUACUGAAGGGCAAGCUGGAUCCCGUGGCAAUCUUUGACUUGAACGAUGCCAAGCAAGAGCUGCGCCGUCGGGGAAAAGUUCCCCCUGCGAAGGACCAGGAAAUGUCCGAGCGGGAUUAUCUCGAGGCGUGCAUUCAGAUCGUGCGCAAGGAAAUUCCAUUGGAGUGAUAGAAGGGGAAUAAUUAAUGCGCGAUUUUACGUAACUCACGCUUUUUAUGCAUCAUGUAUAGUGUAUUUAUUUUAUCGUAUGAACAGCGAUGUAGAGAACAAUUUAAAAUUAAAUUAAACAAAGAUUGAAAAUUGUUUAGUAUUUAAUGUAAAAAAAUAAUUAGUCUUUUAAAAAAUAGGAUUUGAAAUC
This is a messenger RNA of Apis florea (little honeybee), 11982 nucleotides long. RefSeq names its product Linear Ubiquitin E3 ligase (gene LUBEL). The record is from RefSeq and is a predicted model, not a curated record. Gene Ontology annotation, cellular component: LUBAC complex. Gene Ontology annotation, biological process: protein linear polyubiquitination. NCBI's taxonomy places the organism in Eukaryota, Metazoa, Arthropoda, Insecta, Hymenoptera, Apidae. Gene Ontology annotation, molecular function: K63-linked polyubiquitin modification-dependent protein binding; ubiquitin protein ligase activity; K48-linked polyubiquitin modification-dependent protein binding.